GGAGUUAGAGACUCAUCAGUCCAUUAGUUCUUUUGCCAUCAGUUUAAUUAUCAAGCUAAGGCUAGAUAUGGAUCACUCCAAACGAAUGUUCUUAGUGAUACUACCGGUAUUAUUCAUCAAUUUAGGUAGUCUAGUUUCAUCGCUGGAAGUGAGCCACGAUGGAAGAGCCAUUACAAUUGACGGUGUACCAAAAGUGCUUCUCUCUGGUGCCAUCCAUUAUGCUCGUAGCACAGCUGAGAUGUGGCCGGAUUUGAUGAAGAAAGCGAAGGAAGGUGGUUUGGAUGCAGUUGAGACAUAUGUUUUCUGGAACGCUCACGAACCGGUUCGUGGGCAGUAUGACUUUUCGGGCAAUCUUGAUCUCGUCCGGUUCAUCAAAACCGCCCAAGAUGCUGGCCUCUACGUUGUUCUUCGUAUCGGUCCUUAUGUUUGUGCUGAAUGGAACUACGGUGGUCUUCCAGUAUGGUUGCAUAACUUACCUGGUGUUACUAUGCUACGUACGGCCAAUGAUGUUUAUAUGGGGGCAAUGCAAAAUUUUACUAGCAAGAUAGUUGAUAUGGUGAAAAAGGACAAGUUAUUUGCAUCCCAAGGAGGGCCAAUAAUCUUAGCACAAAUUGAGAACGAAUAUGGCAAUGUUAAUGGCCCUUAUGGUGCUGCUGGAAAAGCCUACAUUGACUGGUGUGCUAACUUUGCCACUUCUCUCGACAUUGGUGUACCAUGGCUUAUGUGUCAACAAAAGGAUGCUCCAGCCCCUAUGCUUGAAACUUGUAAUGGUUGGUAUUGCGAUCAGUAUAAACCAAGUAACCUGAGUACUCCAAAGAUAUGGACUGAAAAUUGGACCGGAUGGUUCAAGAAUUGGGGUGGCAAAGACCCAUAUAGGACAGCUGAGGAUGUUGCAUAUGCUGUUGCAAGGUUUUUCCAAAGGGGUGGAACUUUCCAAAACUACUACAUGUAUCACGGUGGAACCAAUUUUGGUCGGACAGCAGGUGGCCCAUAUAUCACUACUUCAUAUGACUAUGAUGCCCCCCUUGAUGAAUAUGGAAACUUGAAGCAACCAAAAUAUGGUCAUCUGAAGGAGCUUCAUGAUGUGUUGCACUCGGUUGAGAAGACUAUUACCAUGGGUAAUAUUACUACUACUGAUUUGGACAAUUCUCUUCAGAUUACUGUUUAUGCUUUGAACGACACGUCAACAUGCUUCUUAAGCAAUGGAAACGAGACAAGUGAUGCCAUCAUAAAUCACCAAGGUGUUGAUUAUGAGAUUCCGGCUUGGUCUGUUAGCAUUCUCCCCGAUUGCAAGAUUGAAGCUUUCAACACCGCUAAAGUCAACACUCAAACUAAUGUGAUGGUUAAAGUGCCACAAAAUACAGUAGCAGAGGAGUCAUCUUCUUCGAUGAAAUGGUCAUGGAGGCCCGAGAAAAUCGACGACGCACUUCUCGGCAAAGGCGACUUCUCUUUCAAUCAGAUUCUAGACCAAAAGAUUGACAAUGAUGCAAGUGACUACAUGUGGUACAUGACAAGUGUCCAAUUAGGAGAGAAUGACCCGAUUUGGAGCGAUGAUAUGAGCCUUAGGAUCAAUCACACUGGUCAUGUAUUGCACCUUUAUGUGAACGGGGAAUACAUUGAUUCCAAUUGGACAACAUAUGGGGUUAACAGUUCGAGCUUUGAGACCGACAAAGUCAAAUUCAAACAUGGAAAGAACCAAAUCUCAAUCCUCAGUUCUACCGUUGGCUUGCAAAACUAUGGUUCUUUCUUUGACAUGGCUGAAGUCGGGAUAUCCGGCCCGGUUGAGAUCAUAGGAAGAAAAGGUGAUGAAACUAUUACCAAAGACCUUUCUUCCCACAAAUGGUCCUACACAAUUGGUCUUCACGGCGAAUCCCUAAAACUGUUUAGUAAUGGAUCACGUUUUGCUUCUCAAUGGCAAUCCAACAAUCUUCCCAUAAAUACUAAGAUGACUUGGUACAAGACUACAUUUUCGGCUCCGGUUGGAAGUGAUCCAGUAGUGGUGGACUUAUUGGGCUUAGGAAAGGGAAUUGCAUGGGUUAACGGAAACAAUUUGGGUCGUUAUUGGCCCAGCUAUCUAGCCGAAGACAACGGUUGCUCAUUGGACCCAUGUGAUUACCGAGGAUCUUAUACGAAUGAAAAAUGUGUUACAAAUUGUGGCCAACCCACACAAAGAUGGUACCAUGUUCCAAGGUCAUUCUUUAAGGAUGAGAGCAAUAAUGAGUUGGUCCUUUUUGAGGAAUUGGGAGGAAACCCUUCCAAUGUUACCUUUCAAACAGUGAGGGUGGGAAGUGUUUGUGCAAAUGCCUAUGAAAACAAAGUUAUGGAAUUGUCUUGCCAAGGAAGCUCCAUCUCCGCCAUUCGCUACGCCCAUUACGGGGAGACAAAAGGGCCUUGCGGGGAUUUCCAGAAGGGCAGUUGCGGCGGAUCUAAGGAUGCUUUAGACAUUAUCACAGCCGCAUGCAAAGGCAAGGCGUCGUGCACGGUGGCGGCUAACGACGGUCUUUUCGGAGAAGCUACCAAUUGUGGUGCUGAAACCAAGAAGAAGUUGGUGGUUGAAGCGGUUUGUGCUUAGAAUUGUUUUUCUUAUUUAGUUCAUUAAAUAAUUUAGGUGUCUUCCUAGUAGUGCCUUUUAGUUGGUCCGCUUGUUAUUUUUUUAAUUUUAGAUUUUAGAUAAUGAUAGUUAGUCAUUAGCACUUGAGUUUUGGUACGUAUGAUUAUUAGGUUGGUAGUGACCUUUUUAAAACUUAAUAAAGACCAAAUCAUUAUUAUUUUAUGAUUA
Molecule: messenger RNA, 2779 nt
Organism: Cuscuta europaea
Lineage: Eukaryota; Viridiplantae; Streptophyta; Magnoliopsida; Solanales; Convolvulaceae
Source: the annotation of a GenBank genome assembly